Bipolaris maydis ATCC 48331 is the source of this 1410-nucleotide messenger RNA. The record is from RefSeq and is a predicted model, not a curated record. Lineage: Eukaryota; Fungi; Ascomycota; Dothideomycetes; Pleosporales; Pleosporaceae.
UCUCUACCUUCUGGUGAAAGCCCAGCGCGCUUCUCUCCCACGGCCGUAAAGGACUGGCAGCCUAGGAGAAAAUCUGUCUCCAAUGCCUGCGAGCGCUGCCGAAGGAGGAAGAUCCGCUGCGACGGCGAGACUCCAUGCGCAACGUGUAAGCGCUUUGCAGUGCAGUGUAUAAGAACGCAGAAACCGAAAGAGGUCGUGGCAUCUGAACAUCGAGAGGCUCUAGAAGGACGAAUACACCAACUCGAGGCACAACUAGCCCGGCAUGUCAAUGCCCCCAUGCACGGAAUGGAGUCGAUUGACCAGAACCUCAUGGCCAGCACUCCAACCUCAUUCGACUGGUCUGUCGGGGGUGGCAGCAGCACCGGAUCCCAUCUGAACCUCGACACCAGCAUCCCCGCAACCUUUACCGCCGACGACCUGGACCUGGGCGCCUUCUCCGCGCGCAGCGGCAGCAUGCCCUCAAUCGCCAUAGACGAAUGUGAGCCUUUCCCCAACCUCUCCUCGCCGUCUUCACCAGUACCUUCAUUAUGGUUAGGUACCACGCGUGCCUCGUCUCCCGACUCCAUGCCUUCAGGGCCGCCACCACCACCCUCGGCCAGCAGCCUCUCCAACUACACCACCCCAUCCUCAUACUCUGGCCAGCGCCCAUCAACAACCUCACCCCUACCCUCGGGAGAAAUGCACAUAGCCCCCUCGUGGGAAUUCAUGGCACACCCCCACCUACCCCCUUCCCAACUGCACCCACCACCCACCAACGCUCCCCUAUCCCGCCCCGCCCACUCGCGCAAAACAUCCGCCUCGUCCCUCUCCGCCGGCAGCACCGACCAAACCAUGUCUCCCAUCCCUGAAAUCGACGACGACCUCCUCCCCCUCGCCCCGGCCCCCCGCCUCCCCCGCCAGGGCAUCUUCGCCGCCCGCAGCGCCGAAAGCCCCGGCCCAUCCUCGUCGCGCUCCAGCUUCACGGACCGCAGCCGCGCCCUCGCCACCACCCCGCUGCCCUCGCGCUUCGAGGCCGAAACCCUCACCAACGAAUUCAUCCGCCACCUCGAGUCGCUAGACUACAAGCCCUACUCGCUUUCUCCCCUCCUCUUCGCCCGCUUCUGCGAGGCCGUCUAUCCAAAUCCGACGCCUUCGUCCGCUAUAGACCUCUCCGUUACCAUGGCUAUGGCCAGGUUUCAUGUCUUUCUCGCAAUGGCCAUUGCCAUGAAGGUUAGGAUCAGGGAUGCCCCUGAGCAGACUAAUGCCUUGCUCGAGACGUGCUAUGAGCUCGCCAUGCAGCAGACCGCGUCCUCGACUUUUUGGCAGGAGGCUGGUGCUAUGGAGGCGGCACAGUUGCUUGCGCUUUUUGCGGCGUUGAGGAAGGGUGGGGGAAGGGAAGAGGUGGGUUUGAGGCAUUCGUUUUCGUGGUAA